Messenger RNA from Juglans regia (Persian walnut), 1610 nucleotides. RefSeq names its product pentatricopeptide repeat-containing protein At5g09450, mitochondrial. Lineage: Eukaryota; Viridiplantae; Streptophyta; Magnoliopsida; Fagales; Juglandaceae. Gene Ontology annotation, cellular component: mitochondrion. The coding region runs from base 50 to 1294 and encodes 414 amino acids. The transcript has 3 exons. Gene Ontology annotation, molecular function: protein binding. The record is from RefSeq and is a predicted model, not a curated record.
AAGCUUUUAGAUCAAAGCCCAAAGAAACAAAAACCAAACGGCGCGGCAAAUGGCAAGUGCCUCUCGCUCACUCUUCCUCGCUCUCAUACGAAAUGGCAGAAAUGGCGGCGGCCUCAUCUUCAGCGCUCAGUCACUCUCUCUCUUCAAUAGGACCGGCUAUCUUUCCAGGUCUCUCUCUUCGACCACUCAGAGUAGUGAGUUUCUUGAAGAGUCUUUGAAUUCUCAGGAAAACGACGACCUCAGGAGCAGAAUCUUCAGGCUCAGACUCCCCAAGCGGAGCGCUGCUAAUGUUCUCCACAGAUGGGUCAGCGAAGGCAAUCAGAUUACGAUCUCGGAGCUGCGUCAAAUCUCGAAGGAGCUCAGAAAGUCCCAGCGUUACAAGCACGCUCUCGAGAUAUCAGAAUGGAUGGUUGCCCGUGGAGAGUAUGAAUUAUCAGACUCUGACUAUGCCAUCCGCAUUGACUUGAUUACAAAAGUUUUUGGCAUUGAUGCUGCAGAACGUUACUUUGAAGGCCUACCUGUUACUGCAAAAACAAGUGAAACAUACACUGCUCUCCUACACUCUUAUGCUGGGGCUAAAUUGACUGGAAAGGCAGAGGAACUUUAUGAGAGGAUAAAGGAGUCAAACCUGUCAUUCAAUGCCCUUACAUAUAACGAGAUGAUGACUCUAUACAUGUCAGUUGGGCAUGUUGAGAAGGUCCCCAUUGUUGUUGAAGAGCUUAAACGGCAGAAGGUUGCACCGGAUAUCUUUACCUACAAUCUAUGGAUAAGUUCAUGUGCUGCAACACUAAAUAUCAAUGAAGUUAGAAGGAUUCUAGAGGAAAUGAGCUGCGAUUCCAGUUCGAAUGAAGAUUGGAUGAGAUACAUUAAGCUUACUAACAUAUAUAUUGCUACAGGUCAUCUUGUAAAUGCAGAGUCUGACUCUCUGGUUGAAACUGAGAAAGGUAUUACACAAAGAGAAUGGAUAACAUACGACUUCCUUAUUAUUCUGUAUGCUGGUUUGGGAAACAAAGACAGGAUUGAUCAGAUAUGGAAAUGCUUGAGAAUGACCAGAAACAAGAUGACAAGCAGAAACUAUGUUUGCAUUCUUUCUUCCUAUCUGAUGCUUGGGCACUUGAAAGAAGUAGGAGAAGUUAUUGACCAAUGGAAGCAAUCGAGCACUACAGAAUUUGAUGGUUCUGCAUGCAGUAGGCUGUUGGAUGCAUUUGCAGAGGUUGGGUUGACUGAGAAGGCCCACAAUUUUCAUAUUCUGUUGGUUGAGAAGAACUGCGAUCCACCAAGUCCAUCAAAGUAGGAGCUAGAGUUUGGUCUUAUCUGUCCACUAUCCUGAGCUCACGGAAUCAAUUCGAUGGUGUUUUGUCUCAGAGAGGAAAUAACUAUACGCGAUUCUUGCAAGCUAGCUGUGUCACAGAACCGUGGCAUCCAAAUAUCCAGCAUUUUUGGCAUAACUUCUAUUUUUUGUGUCCAUACUGUUGACAUGAAUAAGUCACGUUUUCGUGAAUAUCAUGAUUUUUGUUUAUUUGAGACUUUUCCCGUUCUGUCGGUGAUGUAAGAUAUGCUUUAUUCGCUGUUGUGAUGAUUACUGCUAGUUUUAGAAAUUGAUUGAGGCA